CGCAGCAGCCUGAGUUGGCUCCGCUCCCUCCCCUCCGGCCCGGAGACGCUCGAGGAUUAGGGAAGGGAGGGAAAUCCAUCAGGCGAGAGGCAGGUCGGGGAGGCGGGCCGUCAGCAUCCCUCCGCUCCGCCCGGGCCGGCGGCGCCGUAGGGCGAGCUCCGGUGCGGGCGCAGGAAGGGGCCGAGCUGCCAGAGGUGCUCAGGGCGCCGGCGGCUCCCAGCGGCCCGGAUCCGCGGCUGGGGGCUGGCGGGGCUCGGCGGCGGGAGAAGCCGCCGCUGCUGUUGGCGUGUCCGUCGCUCGCAGCGCCGGCUCUCCCGGGAUGGGCCUCCAGGAGCUGGCGGUGUGGCUGCUGGCGGCGGCGGGGCUCGUGCGCGAAUCUCUGCAAGGAGAAUUCCAAAGGAAGCUUUACAAGGAGCUGCUGAAAAAUUACAAUCCGUUGGAGCGACCAGUUGCAAAUGAUUCCCAGCCACUCACUGUCUAUUUCACUCUCAGCCUCAUGCAGAUCAUGGAUGUGGAUGAAAAGAAUCAAGUAUUAACCACAAAUAUUUGGCUACAAAUGUACUGGACAGACCAUUAUCUGCAGUGGAACGUGUCUGAAUACCCAGGAGUGAAGAAUGUCCGUUUUCCUGAUGGACUGAUUUGGAAGCCCGAUAUUCUUCUCUAUAACAGUGCUGAUGAAAGAUUUGAUGCUACUUUUCACACUAAUGUUUUAGUCAAUUCUUCAGGACAUUGCCAAUACCUGCCACCAGGCAUAUUUAAGAGCUCAUGCUACAUAGAUGUGCGCUGGUUUCCAUUUGAUGUUCAGAAAUGUAACCUGAAGUUUGGAUCCUGGACUUAUGGAGGCUGGUCCUUGGACUUACAAAUGCAAGAAGCAGAUAUAUCUGGCUAUAUUUCAAAUGGAGAAUGGGAUUUAGUAGGAGUUCCUGGGAAGAGAACUGAGAGCUUUUAUGAAUGUUGCAAGGAACCCUACCCAGAUGUAACCUUCACAGUUACCAUGAGACGCAGGACUCUCUACUACGGACUCAACCUCCUCAUUCCUUGUGUCCUGAUAUCUGCACUUGCCUUGCUGGUUUUCCUGCUUCCAGCAGACUCAGGAGAAAAAAUCUCACUAGGUAUAACAGUUUUAUUGUCUCUCACUGUGUUCAUGCUGCUCGUGGCUGAAAUUAUGCCAGCAACCUCUGACUCUGUGCCAUUAAUUGCUCAGUAUUUUGCCAGCACUAUGAUUAUUGUUGGUCUUUCUGUUGUUGUCACUGUUAUUGUUCUACAAUACCACCAUCAUGAUCCAGAUGGAGGAAAAAUGCCCAAAUGGACAAGAAUCAUCCUUCUGAAUUGGUGUGCUUGGUUUCUGAGGAUGAAAAGACCAGGGGAAGAAAAAGUGCGGCCUGCCUGCCAACACAAACAGCGGCGCUGCAGCCUGUCCAGUGUGGAGAUGAACACUGUGAGUGGCCAGCAGGCCAGUAAUGGCAACAUGCUGUACAUUGGCUUCAGGGGGCUGGAAGGGGUUCACUGCACACCCACCACUGACUCGGGUGUGAUCUGUGGGAGGAUGACCUGCUCACCAACAGAUGAAGAAAACCUGCUGCACAGUGGGCACCCCUCUGAAGGUGACCCAGACUUGGCUAAGAUUUUGGAAGAGGUCAGGUACAUUGCAAACCGAUUCAGAGACCAGGAUGAAGAGGAAGCCAUUUGCAAUGAAUGGAAAUUUGCAGCCUCUGUAGUGGAUCGGCUCUGUUUGAUGGCCUUCUCAGUAUUCACAAUCAUUUGUACAAUUGGUAUUUUAAUGUCAGCACCAAACUUUGUAGAGGCUGUGUCUAAAGAUUUUGCUUAACUCCUAACUAAAACCUGCUUCUCUGAUUGGUAUGUAGCAAAUAAGAAUGUGGGGUCUUUGAUUGUUUUUAAUGAGUAUAAUGCUUCUCAUUGUCUGCUUUCUUUUGCCCCCCCCCCCCCUGGUCCUGAGUUCCUUUUAGAAGAAUGGCACCAUUUCAGAAGGGAAGGCAAGAGUUUCUCUCUGGGCUAUGUCUAUGUAGCUCCUCUGAGCACUCUUUUGUGGAAAAUGCCAAGUGGCUGCAUGUCCCUUCAGAAUGAUGGGGUAUUGAACCACCACCUCUUACACAUGUUCAAACUGGCUGUUCCAAAACAAGAGGUAGGCAAUGUCAGAAAUGGCACUUCUUCCAGACUUUGUUAUAAAGGAUAGUACAGUCCAUCUUAUCUAUUUGAAUGAGUGAUCAUAGACAUAUUUAAGAGAAGAUUUAAUCCAAAUGGCUGCUCAAACAGAGAAAAGGGAGAAAUGUCAUGCAGCUCUUGAGCCCCUCACUUGCACCCUGUAGCUCCCUCCAUGCACUUUGCAUACAACAUAUAUGACUUUCAGGAUUUUGAAUUUGUCUGAGACACCAGAAACCUGAAAGCUGAGAACACACCACAUAACUUGUCCUUCAUAUCUUUCUGGAUUUGACCUAGAAAUUAGGCUUGAAUUCUAAAACAGGCUUCACAGUAAUUGUUGCAGCUUACUACUUACUACUUCUUCCUUCUCCCAGAAAGGCAUUCUUUCAAAUAAUAGCCAUUUUAACUAUCAAAAAGAAAAAUGAUUGAUUUAAGAUGCCUUUAUCAUCACUUGCUUAAAAAAACCCAACCCCCACACUUGUCUCUUUACUGUUAACUGGAUUCCAGUGUGGAAAAAGUAACUCAAUGUCUUGUACAGGCUUAAGCAUAAAUGAAGAAUCUAAAGCAAAAAAAGCCAGUAAAUCCUGAGAUCAAGGUUUCCAUUUAAAAAUUAAAAGUUUGAUCUGCUGAAUGCUUAGCCUUUUAUAUAACUCCGUCUGUUGAGUCACCGUAACAUUGUCUUUACAAGAAAAUUGCACCUUUUCUGCUCACUCUAUCAUCAGAUGAGUACUAAUGAAUAAUAAAGCUUCUGAUAUAAACUAUUAACUGUAUAAA
Messenger RNA from Haemorhous mexicanus (house finch), 2934 nucleotides. It is a transcript of the gene CHRFAM7A, whose product is annotated as CHRNA7 (exons 5-10) and FAM7A (exons A-E) fusion. Gene Ontology annotation, biological process: regulation of membrane potential; chemical synaptic transmission; nervous system process. Gene Ontology annotation, molecular function: acetylcholine-gated monoatomic cation-selective channel activity; transmembrane signaling receptor activity. NCBI's taxonomy places the organism in Eukaryota, Metazoa, Chordata, Aves, Passeriformes, Fringillidae. The coding region runs from base 320 to 1828 and encodes 502 amino acids. Gene Ontology annotation, cellular component: neuron projection; postsynaptic membrane; synapse. The transcript has 10 exons. The record is from RefSeq and is a predicted model, not a curated record.